Messenger RNA from Aedes aegypti (yellow fever mosquito), 791 nucleotides. Its product is annotated as pro-corazonin. Gene Ontology annotation, biological process: positive regulation of heart contraction. The record is from RefSeq and is a predicted model, not a curated record. Bases 34 to 447 code for a protein of 137 amino acids. Gene Ontology annotation, molecular function: corazonin receptor binding. NCBI's taxonomy places the organism in Eukaryota, Metazoa, Arthropoda, Insecta, Diptera, Culicidae. The transcript has 2 exons.
AACUUUCAAUUUUUCUUUUGUAAUUACAGAGCAAUGAAGCACGUUUUUUCAACAUCACUUAUAGUGUCGCUGUUCGUCAUCUUCACUGAUGCCCAAACAUUCCAGUAUUCUCGUGGGUGGACUAAUGGGAAGCGUUCGUCUCCAGAACAAACUGCUCCGAGUCGUACAUUGUUGCCUCACAUUCCGCUGGGAAUGGAUAAACCUGAUGAAGAGUGCAGAUUACUAAUACAGCGUUUUCUAAAAUCUCCAUGCGAUGUACGAUUAGCGAACGCUAUAGUCAACCGUAACAAGGACCUCCUGCGUGAUAUGGCUGACGAUGUGAAUGAUGGAACGGCCUUGCUAUAUGACCCUGUUCCAAUGGUGGAUACAGCAGCCAGUGAAGAUGUGAGAUUCAAACGUGGAACUCCAGACCGACGGUUGUUGAACGAUGGUAUGCACAGGCUUUAAAUUGCACGUUGUCCUGCUACAUUGGUAUACUGUGGUCGUUGAUACUAUGCUGGAAGUAGCAGCGACCAGAGCAUAAUCUAGUAGUUUAUAGUCAUUGUGAAAGGAAGUCUGAUCGAUUUCAUGUCAUUCUUUAAUCGAACGAUACAUGUACAGGUAUCUGUUCCGAUUCCAACGAACUUCAACGUCAACAGGGAUAUGCAUCAUCUAUUUAUGGGAAUGCGGAGUACUUGUGUACGGAAUCAUUGUACUAGUUAAAUUUAAACUGGGCAAAGUGUAUAUACAAACAUAAGAGGACCUAUAUUUAUUAUACAUUAAAACUAUUAAAAUGAACCUGAAACAAGCAA